Molecule: messenger RNA, 381 nt
Organism: Fraxinus pennsylvanica
Lineage: Eukaryota; Viridiplantae; Streptophyta; Magnoliopsida; Lamiales; Oleaceae
Source: the annotation of a GenBank genome assembly
AUGCCUGACAAUAGAAUGAGCAGAAAAGACUUUGAUUUUCAACAAUCGAGUAAUUUGCCUCCUCGAAGUGAAAAUAUGGUUCAGAAAUCUUCUAAUGAAUCAACGCAUCACAACUAUGGAGGCUGUGGAGCAAGGUCCAUUGGACAUGCAAGGCAAAUUGUAGGCUCCGAGUACAACAUUGAACGGUCACCACUUAAUCCACAUUCUCAGGGCAAGGUUGCCGAGAGAGGUAAUGGAUAUCCUUCUUCGAAAGAAAAGAACUCCUAUGAUAGUAAUCAUGGCAACCCUGGAAGAUCCCGUCUAAGACCAGCUACUAUGAGAGAUAAAACUAUAAGUUUAAUUAAUUUCUCCCUAAUUUCAUUAUCUGAUUUCAUAAGAUAG